Gadus macrocephalus (Pacific cod) is the source of this 4322-nucleotide messenger RNA. RefSeq lists its product as uncharacterized. Gene Ontology annotation, molecular function: zinc ion binding; protein binding. The coding region runs from base 168 to 3821 and encodes 1217 amino acids. NCBI's taxonomy places the organism in Eukaryota, Metazoa, Chordata, Actinopteri, Gadiformes, Gadidae. The record is from RefSeq and is a predicted model, not a curated record. The transcript has 5 exons.
GAGGAGCCAGGUGUUAGGGGAGGAGAGGAGAGGACGUCAUAUUGAGGAAACGAAACUUAACAUUCGUAGAAACCAAAGCCACCCGAUGUGGAAGCAGUUCUCUCUUUUAGGCGAGAAAUUAAAACGCAUUUUGGAACAAAUAGUCGGCCAGACAGUAACAACUAGGAAUGGCCUGUGCUAACACUUCCUGGUCUGAAGAGAACUUUUCAUGUUCCAUCUGUCUGGAUGUGUUCAGCAGUCCAGUUACCACCGCAUGUGGACACAACUUCUGCAGAACCUGUAUUACAAAGUUCUGGGAUGAACAAGUCCAGUACAAAUGUCCUGUUUGCAACGAGAUUUUCCAUACAAGACCUGAUUUACGGGUCAAUACCUUCUUAUCAGAGCUGGCUGCUCAGAUUAGAACAACCGUACGAGUAAAAGAGCAGCCUUGUGUUGAACCAGGAGAUAUUCCCUGUGACGUCUGUACUGGGACCCAGCAGAAGGCUGUGAAGUCCUGCCUAGUGUGUUUUACCUCUUACUGCCAAACCCACCUGGAGCCACAUCAGGUAGUCGCUCGCCUGCAGAAACAUCGGCUGGUCGAGCCUAUGGACCGUCUGGAAGACUUGAUGUGUAAGAAACACGACCGACUUCUGGAGCUCUUCUGCCAGACUGAACAGGUGUGUGUGUGUCUGUUGUGCACAGUGACAGACCACAAGUCCCAUCCUGUUGUACCUCUAAAGGAGGAAUAUGAAGUGAAGACGGCCCAGCUGGGGAAGAUAGAGGCUGACGUUCCGCAGAAGAUCCAGGAGAGAAAACAAAAGAUUAAGGAGAUCAAAGACACAGUGGAACUGAGCAACAAAGACGCAGACAGAGAGAUAGCCCAUGGUGGGCAGGUCUUCACUGCUCUGAUAGGCUGUGUUGAAAAGGGCCGGGAUGAUUUCAACCAAACGGUUAAAGAGAAACUGAAAUCCACAGUGAAACGAUCUGAAGACCUCAUCAAAGAGCUGGAGCAGGAAAUAGAAGAUCUGACCAAUAGAAGCUCAGAGGUGAAGCGGCUCUCACAUACUGAAGACCACCUCCACUUCCUCCAGACCUUCAGAUCCCUGAAGGAUCCUCCACCCACCAGGGACUGGACCACGGUGGAGGUCCGUCCUCCGUCAUACGUAGGGGCCUUGAGGAGAUCCCUGGAUCAGCUGGAGGAGACACUGAACAUGGAGAUGAAGAAGCUGCCUGAUGAUGCUGAACUGAAGAGGGUCCAGAAGUAUGAAGUAGAUGUGACUCUGGAUCCUGAUACAGCUCAUCCCCAUCUCAUCCUGUCUGAGGAUGGGAAACAAGUACAUGAUGGAGGUGUGAGGAAGGAACUCCCAGACAACCCUAAGAGAUUUACAUACUAUAUAUCUGUUCUCACGAGGCAGAGCUUCUCCUCAGGGAGAUUUUACUUUGAGGUCCAGGUUAAAGACAAGACUGGAUGGUGGUUAGGAGUGGCCAGAGAGUCCAUCGACAGAAAAGGUGAGACAAUGUGGACCCCUGAGACGGGUUUAUGGGCUCUUUGGUAUGACAAUGAUGGGUUGGUAUUUCGAGAUAACCCUUCUGUCCGUCUCCCCCUGAGAGCUGAGCUCCAGAAGGUGGGGGUGUUAGUUGAUUAUGAUGAGGGUCUGGUCUCCUUCUAUGAUGUGGAAGCCAGGGUUCAUAUCUACUCUGCUACUGGCUGCACCUUCACUGAGCCUCUCUAUCCUUUCCUCAAUCCACAUGUAGAUGAAGAAGGUAUAAACUCUGCCCCCCUGAUCAUCUCACCUGUCAAUCAAACAGACGAAGUCACUGCAAUGAGUCCCAUGAUCCCCCAAACCAUCAACCAGUCCCUCCGGCCCGGCCGCGACCCCACGCCUCUGAGAACUCCUUCCAUCAGGCCACUACCCAGAAAGCCCAGCUCUGACCCCGCAGCACCUGCCAACUACCGCCCCGUCUCCAUGAACCGGACGCCCCUCUCCACACUCUGCGCCGGCCUGGAGGAGACAAAGGCCUGGAUGACGGCUCACUUCCUGCUACUCAAUAGCUCCAGAACGGAAGCCAUCCUUGUUGGCCCUCCACGCCCGACCCGGUCACCCACCGUCACCAGCACCACCUUCUGUGGCCUCGACAUCCACCCCUCAUCCUCAGGCCCCCACCUCGGGGUCAGAGCGGACCCCCACCUGACCUCUGAGGCCCCCACCUCGAUGGCCUGUGCUAACACUUCCUGGUCUGAAGAGAACUUUUCAUGUUCCAUCUGUCUGGAUGUGUUCAUCAGUCCAGUUUCCACCGCAUGUGGACACAACUUCUGCAGAACCUGUAUUACAAAGUUCUGGGAUGAACAAGUCCAGUACAAAUGUCCUGUUUGCAACAAGCUUUUCAACACAAGACCUGAACUACAGGUCAAUACCUUCUUAUCAGAGCUGGCUGCUCAGAUUAAAACAACUGUACGAGUAAAAGAGCAGCCUUGUGUUGACCCAGCAGUAGUUCCCUGUGACGUCUGUACUGGGACCCAGCAGAAGGCUGUGAAGUCCUGCCUAGUGUGUCUUAUCUCUUACUGCCAAACCCACCUGGAGCCACAUCAGAGAGUAGCAGGCCUGAAGAAACAUCGGCUGGUCAAGCCUAUGGACCGUCUGGAAGACAGGAUGUGUAAGAAACACGACCGACUUCUGGAGCUCUUCUGCCAGAAUGAACAGGUGUGUGUGUGUCUGUUGUGCACAGUGACAGACCACAAGUCCCAUCCUGUUGUACCUCUGAAGGAGGAAUAUAAGGUGAAGACGGUCCAGCUGGGGAAGAGAGGGGCUGAAGUUCCGCAGAAGAUCCAGGAGAGAAAACAAAAGAUUAAGGAGAUCAAAGACACAGUGGAACUGAGCAACAAAGACGCAGACAGAGAGAUAGCCCAAGGUGGGCAGGUCUUCACGGCUCUGAUAGGCUGUGUUGAAAAGGGCCGGGAUGAAUUCAACCAAACGGUGAAAGAGAAACUGAAAUCCACAGUGAAACGAGCUGAAGACCUCAUCAAAGAGCUGGAGCAGGAAAUAGAAGAUCUAACCAAUAGAAGCUCAAAGGUGAAGCGGCUCUCACACACUGAAGACCACCUCCACUUCCUCCAGACCUUCAGAUCCCUGAAGGAUCCUCCACCCACCAGGGACUGGACCACGGUGGAGGUCCGUCCUCCGUCAUACGAAGGGACCUUGAUGAGAUCCCUGGAUCAGCUGGAGGAGACACUGAACAUGGAGAUGCUGAAGCUGCCUGAUGAUGCUGAACUGAAGAGGGUCCAGAAGUAUGAAGUAGAUGUGACUCUGGAUCCUGAUACAGCUCAUCCCUGGCUCGUCCUGUCUGAGGAUGGGAAACAAGUACAUGAUGGAGGUGUGUGGAAGAGACUCCCAGACAACCCUAAGAGAUUUACAUUCUAUGCAUGUGUUCUCACGAGGCAGAGCUUCUCCUCAGGGAGAUUUUACUUUGAGGUCCAGGUUAAAGACAACACAGGAUGGUGGUUAGGAGUGGCCAGAGAGUCCAUCGACAGAAAAAGUUCGACAGAGAGGACCCCUGAGACGGGUUACUGGACUCUUUGGUACUACAAUGAUAAAGUGUUCUUAUUUAGAGAUAACGCUCUUGUCAAUCUCCCUCGGAGAGCUGGGCUCCAGAAGGUGGGGGUGUUUGUUGAUUAUGAUGAGGGUCUGGUCUCCUUCUAUGAUGUGGAAGCCAGGGUUCAUAUCUACUCUGCUACUGGCUGCACCUUCACUGAGCCUCUCUAUCCAUUCCUCAGUCCAUGGGUACAUGAAGAAGGUAGAAACUCCACCCCCCUGAUCAUCUCACCUGUCAAUCAAACAGACUAGGACCUUUGUUUGAUAAUAAAAUAAUCAAACGACCAAAACAACUAAUGUUGUUUCCUGAAUUAGAAUAGAAUUAGAAUCUCUACUAUGUGAGAUCUGAGAGAACUGCAUUAAUGUCAUACUGCUGUCAUUUAACGAGGAGAAUAUCUUUAAGAAUUAACCCUGCAGUUGUGUGACAUAACACUUUAUUAAGGGUUAUAAUACGCUCCAUUUAUGUGUCUGUUCCCCCUUUAUUUCUUUUACAUGUUUAAAGAUAUACAAUUUAUUGUAGUAAUGUAGAACAUGUUUAGAGGAUUAACAUGUAUUAAUAAUAAUUAAAAUAUUGAAUAUAUAUCAGAAUAUUGAAUGACAAAAGAUUCCAAUGUCUUACAAAUGUGAUUUUAAUAAAAAGAAAAGGCAAAUAUUGUAAUGUGUGGCCUGCAUUAUCAUGUGAUGGAUCAUUUCAGAGGAAUAGAUAGAUUCCAUUCCAAAAGUGUAAUAACAAUAAAAAUCUGCUGAUGAUUU